AUGCCGGACGAGCUGACGGAGCCCGGGCGCGCCACGCCGGCCCGUGCCUCCUCCUUCCUCAUCGAGAACCUGCUGGCGGCAGAGGCCAAGGGCGCCGGGCGCGCGGCCCAGUGCAGCGGCGGCCGUGAGGACGAGGAGGAGGACGACGACGACCCGGAGGACGAGGACGCGGAGCAGGCGCGGCGGCGGCGGGUGCAGCGACGGAGACAGCUGCGCGUGGGCUCCGGGCCCGGCGGGGAGGCGCGGGCGCGGGCUCUUCUCGGGCCUGGCGCGUUGGGCCUCGGUCCCCGACCGCCCCCCGGCCCCGGGCCGCCCUACACUCUGGGCUGCGGCGGCGCAACGCGCUGGUACCCGCGGGCGCACGGCGGCUACGGAGGCGGCCUCAGUCCCGACACCAGCGACCGGGACUCACCCGAGACGGGCGAGGAGAUGGGCCGCGCUGAGGGCGCCUGGCCGCGAGGCGCGGGGCCCGCAGCCCUGCAGCGGGAGGCGGCGGAGCUGGCGGCGCGGGGCCCGGUGGCCAGCGCAGAGGAGGCGGCGGAGCUGGCCGAGGCGCCGGCAGCCGGGGAGGCGCGCGGCGGCGCGGCGCUCGGCGGCCGCAAGAAGAAGACGCGCACGGUCUUCUCGCGCAGCCAGGUCUUCCAGCUCGAGUCCACCUUCGACCUGAAGCGCUACCUGAGCAGCGCCGAGCGCGCCGGCCUGGCCGCUUCCCUGCAGCUCACGGAGACGCAGGUCAAGAUCUGGUUCCAGAACCGCCGCAACAAGUGGAAGCGGCAGCUGGCGGCCGAGCUGGAGGCGGCCAGCCUGUCGCCCCCGGGCGCGCAGCGCCUCGUGCGGGUGCCGGUGCUCUACCACGAAAGCCCCUCCGCCGCCGCCGCCCGGCCGCCCGCCGCACUGCCCUUCCCGCUGGCGCCCACCGCGCCCGCGCCGCCCCCGCCACUGCUCGGCUUCUCCGGGGCCCUGGCCUACCCCCUGGCCGCCUUCCCGGCCGCCGCCUCCGUGCCCUUUCUGCGGGCGCAGAUGCCCGGCCUGGUGUGAGCCCCAUGCGCUGGCGCACUCCCCGCGCCGCUAGGAGCUCUGGGGAAGCCCGGCCGGCACCGGCGCGCAGGGCCGUCCAGGAGGGCUGUGCGCUCCCCCGCCGCCCUGGGCCUCGGGCGUGCACGCUUCGGCCUGGUGGGCGGAGGCUCUGUCCCCAGCUCCCCAGAAUGUACCAGGGACGUGGCUCCCCAAACAGUGGCAAGGCUGGAACUCCUCCUUCCCCCAAGGGAAGAGGGCGUCGCAGAGAGACUGGCCCUGUUCGCAGAGUACCCCAAACAAGCCUGUGCCUGGAAGUCCGUUUAGCCACCCCCUGGGGAGCCAGCCCCUGCCAGCCCCAAGCAAAGACAGACACACAGGCUGUCCAAGGAGCUCCGGAGGUCCCUCCCCAACCCACGGUCCCUCCCCGGCACCACUCAGGGACCAGGUUGGGAGGGCCACCUGAGGACUGGUCAGCCUCAGGCCUCGGCAGUGGAUGGGUCGGCAGAGAGAGAACCUCAGGAAGAGAGACCCUGCGGAGGGGAAGGGUGAAGACCCAGACACACCAGACAGGUGACACUUCUCACAUCUCAGGUCGUCCGUUCGGAUGACAGGGCCAGACUGGGGCUUCUUUCCUGGGCUGUGUCUCCUGGGCUGUGGCCUCCAGAGGCGAA
Molecule: messenger RNA, 1688 nt
Organism: Molossus molossus (Pallas's mastiff bat)
Lineage: Eukaryota; Metazoa; Chordata; Mammalia; Chiroptera; Molossidae
Gene: HMX1
Product: H6 family homeobox 1
Exons: 2
Coding region: 1-1038 (345 amino acids)
Biological process (GO): regulation of transcription by RNA polymerase II; negative regulation of DNA-templated transcription
Cellular component (GO): nucleus
Molecular function (GO): RNA polymerase II transcription regulatory region sequence-specific DNA binding; DNA-binding transcription factor activity, RNA polymerase II-specific
Source: RefSeq, a predicted model, not a curated record